AUGAAUCGACAUCAAGUAGUCGGCCCGGGCAUAUCGACCGUGGCGGCGAGACUGCUCAAGUUCAGCCCGACGGCGUGGUUGAAGUCGUGGCUUCUGUACCUUGGAAUUCAAACACACGUCGGACCGGCGCAGCAGCCUGAAAUGAAGCCGCUGCACAACAUCUGCGAGUACCUUCACGCUCUACACAUCUACACGGACGAGGCCAGACGUGGGGAGGUCAGAACGGUCAGCGCCCAUCAUUUCUGCUCCCACGUCAGGAAAGAUCUCCGUCAGUGCUUGAUAUACGAUUCGUGCAAGCCAGACGCACGCCUGAUUGGCGUCGAAUACAUGAUUCCAAAGGAGAAGUACGAACAGCUCGACCCCGAGGAGCAAAAGUAUUGGCACUCUCACGAAUUCGAGGUCAAGUCAGGCAUGCUUGUACUUCCGUACCCAGACUCACACCGGCACCGCAAGGAUGCUUGGGACGAGCUGGAGACGGAGGCCAUGGAGCAGGUCGUCGGCUUGUAUGGCAAACUCUACCAUUUCUGGGAAGUGGACAAGGGCCACGAGCUCCCGCUGGGCCCGCCAAAAUUGAUGGGCUCCCUCACCGGAUUCGAGCAACUGGACGUGGAUGAAGCGAUGGCGCCGAGAAACAAGCAAGAAGGGAUCGAUCAAGAGCAGAAACGACGGUUGAGAGAACCUAUACCGCUGCCGGGCAUCCCUCCCAAUGCCGACAACUGGUGGCAGGAAGCACAGCGGGAGCGCAGGGGAAUUUAUGCGUGA
Molecule: messenger RNA, 762 nt
Organism: Exophiala spinifera
Lineage: Eukaryota; Fungi; Ascomycota; Eurotiomycetes; Chaetothyriales; Herpotrichiellaceae
Exons: 3
Coding region: 1-762 (253 amino acids)
Source: RefSeq, a predicted model, not a curated record